AUGGCUCGCACAUCCUCUCGCCAGGCCGCUCAGAAGGCCAAAGAAGCCAUUUCCACAACGAGUGAAACAGGUGGCAAAGUGAAUGCGGGCGCAAAGCGCAAAGCUCGGGAGCAAAAAGCCCCCGAGCCUAAGAAGGAGAAGAGGGAAGAAAAACCAGAGCAGCCGGUGCAGCCAGAGAAGGACAAGAAGGCUGAGAAGCCACAAGAACUAGAACAAGAGAUUGAAAAAGAAAGGCCUCAACAACCGGAGAAAGAAACAGCUGCAGAAACGGAGGUGGAUGGGAUCCCCAAGAAAAGCCCCAAGAAAGAAGAGACAGAGGAAGCUCCUUCCGCAGCUCCUGCUCCAACUCCUCAGCAAGGGACUAACCUCGAGCCAAGUAUCGAGUCUGGUAUUCGCAAGUCUGAAGAGCGGGAGGAGAAAGUCCCAUCCAAUCUUCUUGAAAAGGGCAUCAUUUACUUCUUCUACCGGCCACGCGUGAACAUUGAGGAUCCCCAAGGAGUGGAAGACGUCUCUCGCAGCUUCUUCGUGCUGCGUCCAACCCCGCUAGGCGCUGAACUUGAUUCAGGACAGGGAUCGGUGGAUAAAGAUGCCCGAUGCCGUCUCAUGAUACUCCCGAAGAAAAAAGUUUCCCACUUCGGGUAG
Penicillium subrubescens is the source of this 642-nucleotide messenger RNA. RefSeq lists its product as uncharacterized. Lineage: Eukaryota; Fungi; Ascomycota; Eurotiomycetes; Eurotiales; Aspergillaceae. The transcript has a single exon. The coding region runs from base 1 to 642 and encodes 213 amino acids. The record is from RefSeq and is a predicted model, not a curated record.